This is a messenger RNA of Neoarthrinium moseri, 1161 nucleotides long. RefSeq lists its product as uncharacterized. The record is from RefSeq and is a predicted model, not a curated record. NCBI's taxonomy places the organism in Eukaryota, Fungi, Ascomycota, Sordariomycetes, Amphisphaeriales, Apiosporaceae. Bases 1 to 1161 code for a protein of 386 amino acids. Gene Ontology annotation, molecular function: hydrolase activity. The transcript has 2 exons.
AUGAGGGCAGCCACUUUCGUCGCUGCAACAUGCGCAGGCGUAUUGUGUGCUUCAGCUAUUGGACACAAUCAAGCACCACUCCACAAUCCUUCAUCAGUCGAGGCAAAUGGGACAUCGCCUCUUCUUGCACUGCAUAAGAAUCUGGUAGAAAUAACAUCGACCUCGGGAUCAGAGCGGAAUGCGUCAGAUUUCUUGAAGGCUUAUCUCCAACGCCAUGGCUUUACCGUGGAGACUCAGGACGUGGAAGCCAACAGACAGAACGUCUAUGCCUACCUGGGUAGUUCGCGGAGCACACGAGUCCUGGUCACUUCUCACAUCGACACCGUGCCUCCGUACUGGCCGUAUGAGCGAAAGGGCGACGAGAUCUGGGGCCGCGGCUCAGUGGAUGCGAAGGGCAGUGUAGCAUCGCAGAUCAUCGCCGUGGAAGCGCUGAUUAAAGAUGACAAGAUUGCCGAGGGUGAUGUGGGCUUACUGUUUGUAGUAGGAGAAGAAGACAGCGGUAUCGGGAUGCAAACUGCCAACAAACUCGAGCUGUCGUGGGAGGCUGUCAUCUUUGGUGAGCCGACCGAGCUCAAACUUGCGAGUGGCCAUAAAGGCGGCAUUGGCUUUACGAUCAGAGCCAAGGGCAAGGCUGGCCAUUCAGGGUAUCCCGAUGAAGGCAGAAAUGCCAUUGAUUUGCUGGUUAACGGCCUUGCGGCCUUGCAGCAGCUCAGAUUGCCAAGCAGUAGGGAGUUCGGCGAGACUACUCUAAACGUCGGACGAAUCGAGGGGGGCGUAGCGGCCAAUGUCAUACCCGAAGACGCAUCUGCGACAGCAAUGGUCAGGAUAGCAGCUGGAACACCGGCAAGGAUUAUGGGCUUGAUCCAGCGUGCGGUUGCUGAGGUGUCCUAUGACCUGAGCGUUGAGUUCAAAGCUGGACGCUCCCCAAUCGCUAUAGACACCGACAUUGAUGGAUUCGAAACAAUCGUUGUGAGUUAUGGUACAGAUAUUGGUAACCUGCAAGGUGACCACAAGAGAUAUUUGUACGGUCCAGGGACGAUCUUGCUCGCUCAUUCCGACCACGAGCACAUCAAAAUCAAGGAUCUCGAAGAUGCAGUUGAGGGGUACAAGGCCCUAAUUACAAAGAAUCUAGAGCGAUCAGCGAAGCCGACCAACGUGUAA